UGGGAAAAAUGAAAGAAUUGAGAAGAGACGAAGGAAUUGGGUUGGGCCUAAGUUAUUGGGCACUGCUCCAACCACAAGUCCAAGUCCAAGUCUGCAGUACCCAUUUCCAUCUUUACUGGCUUUAUCACUAUCAUUAUCUUUGUACAGGGAAAGACAGAAGCAGAGAAGACACCAUUAUCGUCUUACAUCUUAGAAAGAAAGGCAGAAGGAACACCAGAAAGGCCAAAGUUGUCUCUAGUUCCAGCAAGCAUCUCUAUGUGCAGUUAUUGCAGAAAUGUUUUGAAAUUUGUUGUUAUGUGUCAUUGAGAAUCUGAGAGAAGAAACGCAAUGCUGCUGGCAAAAGCCCCUCCAACUCCAAUACCUAUAAACUUGAGCCUCAAAACUAAAUCCAGACUCCGUGAGCUGAACUGGAAGUCAUCCCACCAUUGCAAUGAGAGGGGGGUCAGAUUGGUUGUUAGAGCUAGGUAUACUCGCACCCCCAUGGAAACUCCUGGAGCUUAUCAGCUUAUCGACAAUGACACUGGUGAAAAGUUCAUUGUUUGGGGAGGAAGCGAUGAUGGUCAUCCUGACUCUCCUAUUCCUUCAAAGGACAUUCUCUCUUGGCAACCCUCCAUCACCACAACCACCACUGUCAUUCCCAAUAAUAUGGAUGAUGCUAGAGAUAGCACAACUUCCAUCAGUAGCAAUUAUGCCAAUGAAGCUAUUACAACCAGUGAUUCUCCAAAAGCAAGCACCAGGGGGUUCAAUGGAAAUUUUGGAAGAUUAAAAGCAAAGAGAGUGAGUGCUCUAGUCAAGAAUACUCAGAUGAAGCGAGAUGUAAGCAAAAAUGAUUACAAACUAUUUGUAGAAGAUAGUUCAUAUGGCAAGUCUAUCAGUUCACACCCUAAACUUAAAGAUAUUGGGAGAAAACAGAAAGAAAAUUCCUUUCGACAUAAAGAAAGAGUUCCAAGAGCUUCCCAAUCACAAGAAGUCAGUGACAUUGUACAAAUAACAGGUACAGCAGAAGAUUUUGAUCAUUCUGACAUGAUCCCGAAACAUGAUUUUGAACAAAGCUUAGAGCAUCCGACCACACCAGGUAAACCUUACAAAUCUGACACUAAAACUCAGAUAUCAGGGAUUUCAGUUCCAAGCUCUGCCAGCAACUUUAGAGGUUGGGGCAGGGGAGGAUCCACACGCAACUUCAAAUCUGAAGUGCCUGACCUUCUAAAGCAAAGGUGGAACUUAUCCACUGACAGUGGCUUCUUUAGUAAAAAAUCCUUUAGAGACUUGGGCUGCAGUGAAUUUAUGAUUGAAUCUCUAAGGGGGUUGCGUUUCUUGCGCCCUUCCCAUAUACAGGCCAUGGCAUUUUCACCUAUUAUUGAGGGAAGGAGCUGUAUUAUAGCUGAUCAAAGUGGUUCAGGGAAGACAUUGGCAUAUCUUGCACCAAUAAUUCAGCGUCUAAGGCAAGAAGAACUUCAAGAGCUUAGCAAAUCCUCAUCAAAAAGUCCUCGAGUUCUCAUCAUGGUACCAACUGCUGAGUUGGCUUCUCAGGUUUUGAGUAAUUGCAGAUCAAUAUCAAAGUCUGGGGUCCCAUUUAAAUCUGUGGUUGCGACAGGUGGUUUUCGACAGAGAACUCAACUGGAAUAUUUACAACAAGGUGUUGAUGUUCUAAUAGCAACACCUGGUCGUUUUAUGUUUCUGAUUAAAGAGGGCUUCUUGCAGUUAACAAAUCUAAGAUGUGCUGUGUUGGAUGAGGUCGAUAUACUUUUCAAUGAUGAGGAUUUUGAAGUAGCACAGAAAACUUUGAUAAAUUCUUCACCUGUUACCACACAGUAUCUAUUUGUGACUGCGACUUUGCCAAGAGACAUAUACAACGAACUAGUUGAAAUUUUUCCUGAUUGUGAAUUGAUCAUGGGACCUGGUAUGCACCGUAUGAGCCCUGGCCUUGAAGAGGUUCUUGUAGACUGCAGCGGAGAAGAUGGGAUUGAAAAAACUCCUGAAACUUCUUUUUUGAACAAGAAAUCUGCUCUUCUGCAGCUGCUGGAGGGAAGUCCAGUUUCAAAAACGAUUGUUUUCUGUAACAAGAUUGACACAUGUAGAAAAGUUGAGAAUGUAUUAAAACGUUUCGAUAGAAGAGGAACUCGUGCCCAAGUUCUACCCUUUCAUGCUGCUGUUGCACAAGAAUCAAGGCUUGCAAAUAUCAAGGAAUUCACCAGUUCUCAGUCUGACGAAGUCUCUCAGUUUUUGAUUUGCACUGACAGAGCAUCACGUGGAAUUGACUUUGCUGGGGUGGAUCAUGUUGUGCUAUUUGACUUCCCACGUGAUCCAAGUGAAUAUGUGCGCCGCGUUGGAAGAACCGCUAGAGGCGCUGGAGGGAAGGGUAAGGCAUUCAUUUUUGUGGUUGGCAAGCAAAUUUCCCUCGCACGAAAGAUAAUGGAAAGAAACCAAAAGGGUCACCCACUGCAUGAUCUUCCAUGUUAGCUGCUAAGUUAGAAGGUUGCUUGGAUAACAAAAACUGAUGCAAUCACUGACUACUGCUGUUGAAAUAGCUGAUGACUUAAAUGAUCUGACCAGAAAAGAGGAAAAACUCAUGUAGUUGUUGGUUAUAGUUAUCAGAUAAUGAUGUGGAUCACAGAAUGCAUUAAAAUCUUCACAUUUUUUUCAUUUGUUCUCUCA
This is a messenger RNA of Quercus lobata, 2655 nucleotides long. RefSeq names its product DEAD-box ATP-dependent RNA helicase 50-like. The record is from RefSeq and is a predicted model, not a curated record. Gene Ontology annotation, molecular function: ATP binding; nucleic acid binding; RNA helicase activity. Lineage: Eukaryota; Viridiplantae; Streptophyta; Magnoliopsida; Fagales; Fagaceae. The coding region runs from base 328 to 2460 and encodes 710 amino acids. The transcript has 10 exons.